AAGUUGGCCGCCCAGCAGUCGGGCGGCUGCCUUGUGCCCGGCACCUUCUCACCUGACAGGGGCAACUUCCCCCGGCAGACAGCCAGGACCUGGCUCAUCCCUGCCUCCAGAUCGCCCGGGCUGCGCUGCGCUGCACAGUCACUCACAGCUGCCACGUGAACCAGGGACCUUCAUCUUCAUGACGGAAGAGAGCGUCAUGGCCUUUAGGAUUCAAGAUUUUACUAGGCUGAGGAUUGACCGGGACUGAAAGAUUCUGGGUUACUCAUAAAUCUCCCCAAACUAACACACACACACAGUCCCUCUCUCCUCAUUGCUACCGUUAUUGGUUGUGAGUAGAAAGAUGGCAUCCAGCCUUACUUGCACUGGGAUGAUCUGGGCACUUCUCUCCUUCCUCUGCGCUGCUGCUUCCUGCAUAGGAUUCUUUAUGCCCUACUGGCUGUUGGGGUCUCAGCUGGAGAAGUCAGUGUCCUUUGGCACUUUCCGGAGGUGUUCCUAUCCAGUGCGGGAUGAGAGCCGCCAGACUACAGUGAUGGUAGAGCAGUGUGGCCGCUACGCAUCCUUCCAGGCCAUCCCAAGUGCUGAGUGGAGGAUCUGCACCGUGGUGACGGGGCUGGGCUGUGGCCUCCUCCUUUUGGUGGCGCUGACUGCACUCAUGGGCUGCUGUGUGUCCGAGCUCAUCUCCAGAACUGUGGGCAGGGUAGCAGGAGGCAUCCAGUUUCUGGGAGGCUUGUUGAUUGGCUCUGGCUGUGCUCUCUAUCCUUUGGGUUGGGACAGUGAAGAAGUUAGACAGACCUGUGGCAACCUUUCCAACCAGUUUGAAUUGGGUACUUGUGAAAUUGGCUGGGCUUACUACUGCACCGGAGGAGGAGCAGCUGCCGCUAUGUUAAUCUGCACUUGGUUGGCCUGCUUCUCUGGCAAGAAACAGAAACAGUACCCUUACUGAGGCUGGUGGCCUGAGAGUCCAGUUUAGAGAAUGAAUGAGCUUCGAGAGGCCGAAGUGACUUGCAGACUUCUUCUUCUGAACAAAGCGCUUUAGCUCCUAGCUGCAGAACAGCCAUUAUGAAAUGAGAAUGGACCUGGUCAAGGACGUGAGGUGACACUGUGAAUUGUGGGGAGGGUGGGGAGUCUGGAAAGCUGGACCAAAUGCUGUGACUCUCGGAAGGCAUGGGCAGUUCUUGCUUGACAGAGUAUAUUUCUGGUCUGUUCUAGAAGAAUACAAUUUUACGAGCAAGGAAUGCUCCCCUUUGUUAAAUUGUGAAGGUAUGGGUGUACCAAUGAAUUGAAAGACUGGUGAAAAUAAUAUUUUGGGUAGGGUAUAAUCUUCCAAAAUUCCCCUUAAGCACAACACUCCUGAAAGUGUGCGUGCACACACAUACACAC
Messenger RNA from Terrapene triunguis (Three-toed box turtle), 1380 nucleotides. RefSeq names its product LHFPL tetraspan subfamily member 6 protein. The record is from RefSeq and is a predicted model, not a curated record. NCBI's taxonomy places the organism in Eukaryota, Metazoa, Chordata, Testudines, Emydidae. The coding region runs from base 341 to 943 and encodes 200 amino acids. Gene Ontology annotation, cellular component: membrane. The transcript is spliced from 4 exons.